Fraxinus pennsylvanica is the source of this 627-nucleotide messenger RNA. NCBI's taxonomy places the organism in Eukaryota, Viridiplantae, Streptophyta, Magnoliopsida, Lamiales, Oleaceae. The record is from the annotation of a GenBank genome assembly.
AUGAACGGCGGACUAAGCAAGCUAAGCAGAGUACUAACUAUAAUCUUCUUAAUCUCACUCGUGACACUUUCAGCUGAACUCUUGUACGUUCUGUGGCGCCGCCGUGUCUUCCGCAGACGAAACCCACAAGCCAGCACUGCCGUGGAAGGCGCUGGAGAUCAGCUAUCCCGUCAUUCCUCUUCCGAUUCUUCAUUUCUGUCCAUAGCCUGCUCCAAGGAGUUGCUUUAUUUCUUCUGCACAAGAUCUCACUCCCACUCUCGUGUGGAACCCAACUCCAUAACUCCGACUAAUGAUCAUAACAAUCUCAAUUUGAACGGGGAAUCGGGUAUGGGAGAAAUCGAUAUCGACAUCUUGAAGCUUCAAGAAAUGCAUGGGCCGCCAAGAUUCUUGUUCACCAUCAAAGAAGAGGAGAGAGAAGAAUUGGAAGCAGUCGCUGAGAAUGAUGAUAACGAAGAAAAGGUGAGCUUGCAGGAGUGUUUUACGGCGGCUGAAGAGUCGCCGGAGGUUAAGGUAGAGAUUGAUGAUCACGGUGGAUGUGAAGAGACGCCGUUUUCAACACCCUGUGCUUCGCCUAUGUAUUUCACUCCGUCGGGUUCUCCGUUGCACGAGAUCGAUACACCCGUAUGA